This is a messenger RNA of Fonticula alba, 419 nucleotides long. RefSeq lists its product as hypothetical. Lineage: Eukaryota; Rotosphaerida; Fonticulaceae. The transcript is spliced from 3 exons. The record is from RefSeq and is a predicted model, not a curated record. Bases 27 to 419 code for a protein of 130 amino acids.
CCCCCCCCCACCACAGACGCUCCCUGAUGUCCAACACUCCACAGCUCAGCUCGCGCUUCACCUCGGCCGCUCUGUAUGAUGGCACCGCGCAGGAGGUGAUGACCCCCCUGUCGGCACCGGAUGGGCCCUCCUCAUUGGAUGCCCUGCUGGCCGCCCUCCCGGGGUUCCGUACCGAUGUCAACCAGCUGCUGACGGACGCCAUUGCCGAGGCCGAGCGGCAGAAAGAAGCCGCCGCGGCCGCGGCCGCGGCCGCCGCGCCGGCCGAUGAGGAUGCCUUCGAUGACCAGGAAGCCAUGGAGGGCAUCGACCCGAAGGACAUCGCCGAGGAGGCGCGCCUUGUCAAGGAGCUCGAGGCCGAGCAGGACUCGGCCAGUGGUGCGUCUGACGACCGUUCGCCGAAGAAGGCGCGGACAGAUUAG